GGACGGAUGCGUUCCAUGGAGAACCGACCCACUGGAAACUUCCUGUUCUUUCUGGAAUACCGUUCGCCCUAUAAUAUGUAUGUGGAUAUAAUAACCGCCCAUUCUUCUUCCAUUCAUCGAGAAAGUAGAUAUCCCAAUCUUGUUCUUCCCCUGAUCGACGAUGCCUCGCCGAAGCUCUGGAGUAUUGACUUUCUCUGCUCAAUUUUAGGACGCACUGCCCCUCGUCCAGUAAGGAACCCGCCGCAGCCAGCUCGCUCUGCACCACCACCAGCACCUGUUCAAGGAGGAUCAGCUCUUGGAGGAAUUGGUGCCACUAUAGCAGAUGGCAUUGCUUUUGGUACUGGAAGUGCUAUUGCACACAGGGCGGUUGAUUCUGUGCUUGGCCCUCGUACUAUUCAACAUGAGAUGGUUGCCCCUCCAGCCCCAGCAGCUACUGCAGCUCCGUUGAGCAGUUCUAUUGGUUCCGAUGCUUGCAAUACACAUUCCAAAGCCUUCCAAGAUUGCAUCAACAACUUUGGGAGUGAUAUCAGCAAAUGUCAGUUCUACUUGGAUAUGCUGAACGAGUGUCGCCGAGGCUCUGGUGGUGUUGUGGGGAUCUGAUAGAGCAGAAACACCACUGCUUAGUGGGACAGGAGUCUUCAUUGAUUUUGAUACUUUUGCUGUGGAACAUUGUGUAAUAUUUAUAUGGAAUAAGGUGGUUCAUGACCGCUAUUCUUUGACAAAUCUCGAUAAACCAAAACAUGAUGAAAGAUGUGAACUGUUUUGUAUGGUUUCUUUUCAAUAGUUUUGGAUGACAUUUCUGCUGUUUUGGACUUGAA
Musa acuminata AAA Group (dessert banana) is the source of this 818-nucleotide messenger RNA. RefSeq lists its product as uncharacterized. NCBI's taxonomy places the organism in Eukaryota, Viridiplantae, Streptophyta, Magnoliopsida, Zingiberales, Musaceae. Gene Ontology annotation, cellular component: nucleus; mitochondrion. The record is from RefSeq and is a predicted model, not a curated record. The transcript has 5 exons. Gene Ontology annotation, biological process: mitochondrion organization. Bases 7 to 600 code for a protein of 197 amino acids.